Molecule: messenger RNA, 2355 nt
Organism: Linum trigynum
Lineage: Eukaryota; Viridiplantae; Streptophyta; Magnoliopsida; Malpighiales; Linaceae
Source: the annotation of a GenBank genome assembly
CAGAGCAGAUUGCUAAGUAAUUCACAAAAGGCCUUUAUCGAGACACCACAAUGAUGGUAAACCAGUCGGCCGAUGGAGAUUUAGCAACAAUGAUGGGAGUACAAUGUCAAUAGCAUUUUAAGACAUUAGCAAGAAAAUCAAAGAACUAGUCCAAGCAUCCAUCAACUAUUAAACCAUUGAAAUAUUCUCAAGGAAGGGAGCAUGAUGCCGCCACCCUCUGUGCAUACAUGAAGAAGCUGACCCAACAAUUAUGAAGAACUUCAUUGGAGCCAAAGAAUGGACCGUUUACACCCUUGUUCAUUUGUUAAGCAUGUGGAGAAGAAGUCCAUGAAGGAUUCACUGCUAUAGCCAAGAAGGGCAAUGACAUUCUUAUGUCAAUUACGUAAAUCAAGGCUAUCAAAUAUCAAUCGAGACCACAACAAGGAAGUUAUCCUCCUUAUCAAAGAUUCAACCAAGCUCGCAUAAAGUAUGUCAAUGGCCUUCUUCAGGAGGAAAGAAGCUCGAGAACCACCAAUAUCACCUCUACCAAUGCACAAUAUGUUCAUAAGGUACAAUGGCAAAAGAAGGCAGGUCCACCUGAGUUUGGAAGUCAACCUCAAUACAAGGGGAAAGGGGAAGGUGUCUCCAAUCCGCAAACCACCAGAUUCGAGAAGCUAGAGACAACAGUGACAUGACUGCAAAUGAGCUACUAGAAUAUUGAAAGAGAACUUGUAUUCCUCAUCGAUGGCCAACCGCAAAAGCCUGAAAGCAACCUCUCAAGCAACACAGAAAAUCAUCCAAAGAAGGAGGAAGUCAAAGUCAUUCGACAAGGAAGAGAGCAGCCAAAAGUUUCCCGAUCAUAAAAAGGAAGAAGGAAGCUAAGUAUCCAUCCCUCUUCAAAAAUUUGAUAGAAUUUUUUGGAGCAGAAGUGACAGUGCCCAUAUUGGAGAAUAUGCUUUCGAUGGAGGACCUUCAAGAAAACCCCUUGGGGAACUGGUCUAUGAAGCAAAGAAUGAUCAUAGGCACAUCGUUAUCAAAUGUCUUGUAGAAGACCAUCAUGUGGAGAAAGAUCUGGUAGAGCUUGGCUCAAUUGUCAUUAGACUGCCACUAUAUAAAUAUGAAGAGAAGAGACAAGCAAACAUGGAGUACGUAACCGUAGAAAUCACACUAGCCAAAAACACCCUUUGAAAAGCUCUUGGAAUUGUUUGAGGCCUAAGCACCCAUGUUGGGCAGUUCAUUUUAUUAUCCGAAUACCUCGUGAUUAACAUGCAGACAAGCAAAGAAUAUUCAACCCUCUUUGGAAUAUCGUUCAUUGCCACUACUGGAGCAAGAAUUGAUGUUGUUAAGGAAGAAUUAACCGUACAUGUGGGCAAGCUCUUACUAAAAGUAGAGAAACCAAUCACCAGAAGUGAAGACCUUGAGGAGUAUCUAGAGGAGGAUCCGGAUGAUGAGACCAUAUUUCGAUUUGGCUCUCAGUUUGAGGAUUUGGAAAUCAUAAUAGUUCAUCACCAUGAUCUUGAUCCAAAGUAUGAAGGAAAGUUGAACAAGGUUCCCCUAAUUCCUAGUUUAAAAGAAGCUCAAAUGGCACUCAGAAUAGCCAGUACAAGGGAAAAGAUGAUGCUUGAGAAGAUAGAGGAACUAGAAUAUGAGGCAAGAGAGGAGCAUCAGGAGUUCAUCAAUCCUCAUCAACCUAAUGAAUUGAACUACGUUCAUAUUCUUUCAACGAGAUGGCUGAUGAAGAUGAAGUACGCAUGAUUGUGAAAUCAACUAAAAAGGGAACCUAGUUGAGCCUAGCUCAAAGGCAUAAAAGAGAGAGCGCUCCAUGGGAGGCAGUCCAUGUCAAGCGUCAAACUUAAUGAAGUUAAAUGAAGUAUAAUCUCCCGCUCCGACAAAACCCACAUUUUGGUGUUUCAGAAUAUACACGAUUAAAAUUGAGCAUUUCGAUACAAUCUCCAGCAAAACCGGAAUAUCGAUCGAUCGGAUAAGUAUCGAUUAUGUUAGAGUCACAAAUAAAGAUAAUUAUAAAUUAUACAUAUAAUAAAUAUGUGCACGUGUAUGUUCUCAUGAAAGAAUAAAGAAAACAAAAAAAUAAAUAGACAACUUAAUUCCAUAUUGUUAGAUUUGUGUAACAUACAUGUUAAAGUUGAUGACGAAGAUGCUUCCCUAAUCCUGUUUGUUUCUUUGCCGAGUUCAUAUGAGAAUUUUGUGGAUUCCUUUAUUGCUGGUAAUGAUAGCUAGUCAUUAGAAGAUGUCAGAUAUGCUCUUCAUAUGAGAGAGAUCAUGCUUAAGGCAUCAAGGUCUAGUAUAGGCGGUGAAGCAUCGGGGUUGGCUAUUACAGGUGGAAAGGGAAAGAAGAAAUAUAGGAAAGAGAAUUCA